Scleropages formosus (Asian bonytongue) is the source of this 8133-nucleotide messenger RNA. It is a transcript of the gene plxnb1a, whose product is annotated as plexin b1a. Lineage: Eukaryota; Metazoa; Chordata; Actinopteri; Osteoglossiformes; Osteoglossidae. Gene Ontology annotation, cellular component: plasma membrane; semaphorin receptor complex. Gene Ontology annotation, molecular function: semaphorin receptor activity; protein binding. The record is from RefSeq and is a predicted model, not a curated record. The transcript has 40 exons. The coding region runs from base 536 to 7138 and encodes 2200 amino acids. Gene Ontology annotation, biological process: negative regulation of cell adhesion; axon extension; positive regulation of axonogenesis.
CGCGCACCCGAGAGGGAGGCGAAGGGACGCGCUCAGUCUCCCUCAGUCAGCGGGUGCGCGCGCGCGCGGUCGACAGAGACAACAACGGGAUGCUCGGCGGUCUCCGUCCUGCUACAAAGUACCAAAAGAGACUUUUGGGAGCCACUCUGGACUGUACUUCAGGACUGUUUCCCUGAAGGCUGCUGAACUUGAAGGAUAUCUUUCUCUUCGUGUUGUAACACGGAGGACUGCGGCAGACUUUUGAUUUUGUUGAGGUUGGCAGCCACAAGUGACUUUUCUCCCUCGGUGCUGGAAAAAAGUCUGGUCCUGGAAGGCCACAGCUGCGCAUUCUGAAACAUCGUAGUUCCCCAGACCUGAACCUAUGCUAGUGGUUUCUAUAGAAGUACAGCUCAGAUGCCAUUUGAUUGUAAUGUCCCUGCUGCGCUCCCCAGGAUGGAAGGUUGUGCUCACGAAAAUGCAGCUAGGUGGCCAAUAGAGAAAAUGCCUCUUUAAGCCCAAAACUGGAGACCAAUGAGUGUUUGCCGUGGCUCCAAGCAUGGCCCCCAGCUUUGCUGUUUCUGGCCUGAUGCUGCUGUCUCUUCUCUGGGGCAGCUUCGGUGUGCCACCGGACCACAUCUACCUCACCUUCUCCCGCAAUGACACCAGCUUCCAGCACCUCGCCCUGCAUCCCGACCCCUCUGUGGGCACCGUCUACAUCGGGGCACAGGACCGCCUCUUCCAGCUUAACAGUAAACUGGUGCCAGUGCUGGAGGAGAUAACCGGCCCGGUGAUGGAUAGCAAGGACUGCCUGCCUCCCGUCACAGAGAGUAACUGCCCCCAGGCUCGGCGCACCAGUAACCACAACAAGCUGCUGCUGGUGAACCCCUACUCCCAGGAGCUCAUCAGCUGUGGUAGUGUUAACCAGGGCAUCUGUCAGAAGCGUAGCCUGGACUCCAUCCAGGAUGUGCUGUUCUCCACUAAAAGGCCUGUAGACACACAAUAUGUGGCAGCCAAUGACCCUCUGGUCUCCACUGUGGGCUUGGUUGUACAGUCACGCGGUCGAUUGCCAGUGCUUUUCGUAGGGAGGGGUUACACCAGCAGCCACCCACCUAUCUCAACCCGCAACCUAGCCUCUGAGCCCGUCUUCUCCUACGAGGAGACAGCCAAGCUGGCGGUGGCUGGCCGGCUUUCGGAGUACGACCACCACUUUGUUAAGGCUUUCUCCCACGGCUCGCACGUCUACUUUCUCUUCUGUCGGCGGGACAUCAAAUCGCAAUCGCGCGAAUACAAGACGUACAUAUCGCGUGUCUGUCUUGACGACACCUCCUACUAUUCAUACGUGGAGGUGCCGCUGGUCUGCCGCUCUCCACAGGGGAACAGCUACAGCCUCCUGCAGGCGGCAUGUGUGGGCCUUCCAAAUGGGGGCCCGGGCAGCAAGGUGCUCCUGGGGGUCUUCUCCACUCGUCUGGCUUCUUCCAGUAAGCCUGGCGAGGACUCGGCACUCUGUGUGUUCCCUCUGGAGGAGCUAGACAAGCAAAUCAACUCCACACGGGACCUGUGCUACACUCAGGAUGGCCGAACCGAGGGAGGAGUUGAGACAGCCUACAUUGAGUAUGAGGUCAAGUCCAACUGUGCCAACUUGCCUCUGAACACCCUGGCAGCCUACCCUUGUGGCUCUGACCACACCCCCAGCCCAAUGGCCAGUCGGGUGCCAGUGGAGGCAGCACCUGUGUUCUAUAGUCCCGCUGCCCGUCUCACAGCAGUGGCUGUCAGUGUGAGGGAUGGUCAUGCCAUUGCCUUCCUGGGAGACUCCAAAGGAAAUCUACACAAGGUGUUCCUGGGGCCCUCUGGUGAGGUAGAGGAAUACUCUACUGUCCUUGUCCAGGCCAACACAGCCAUCAGCGGGGAUCUGUUCCUGGACCAGGCUCAUGAGAAUCUCUUCAUCAUGACCAGCCAUACGGUGGAGAAGAGGCCAGUAGCUGAGUGCCAUGACCAUUCAGACUGCCUGUCCUGUUUAUCCGCCCGUGACCCGUACUGUGGCUGGUGUGUGCUGGAGGGAAGGUGUGGACUGCGAGGGGAGUGUACACGCGGGGAGCAGCUGGGACAGUGGCUCUGGAGCUUCCAAAGAGAGCAGCGGUGUCUUGAGAUCCUCUCACUGAGCCCUGCCAACAUCAGCCGGGAGGAAAGGAGAGAUGUGUUUCUAUCGGUACCAGGACUGCCCAGCCUUGCAGAAGAGGAGGAAUACUCCUGCUUCUUUCAGGGAUACGAGAGCCCUGCCACUGUCACCGAGGCAGGCAUCACAUGUUCCUCCCCUGAGGCUAGCCAGGUGCCCUCCAUACCCACUGGGAAGGACUCCACCACGGUCAUCCUGUCCCUCCGCUUCCUCAAUGUCACUGUUGCCACCACGGAGUUCACCUUCUAUGACUGCAGCGCCAUCCAGCAGCUCUCCGGAAGUAUGCCGUGUCGUGGCUGCGUGCACAGCCGCUGGGGCUGUCAUUGGUGUGUCCACCAGCAUCUAUGUACCCACAAGUCCAUUUGUGACCACAGUGCCAUCAUUUACAAUGAGCAGUUCAAAAUUCCCCCUUCACCUACACCUAUGGAUGCUGCCUUUGAAGCAUUAACGUCAGCCAUCCCAGCUGCGACUCUACCACCUACCAUCUCCUCUGCAUCAUUCACCACCGCGUCCACGGUUGCACAGGCUACUGUCGGGGCCAAAGAUGAUACUUCAGCAACUACCCUGAAAGUCAGCUUACCCAGCACCCCUGAGCCCACCAUGAUCCCUGCCACCCCACCACGAGCAACCACACCCACAACGCCUCGGCCCACCACACUCGACCACGCUACCACUGCACUUGCUGAAGCCACCACCCUUCUGCAGACAGGGACAACUUCAGACCAGGGCACUGAGGAUGUCACCUCUUUGUUAAUAUCCAAAGAGCGGGGCAGAGGGGAAGUGGAGCCACCUGCUGAGCCCCAGGAGGAUGUCCUCAACACUCCAGUUCCGCCUCAUGUAAAUCUCACCAAGGAGACUGUGAUUGAUUACAAUCUGUCCUUGGAGGGACUCAGUACUGAAUCAGAGCCAUCUUCUGACAGAUCCACUUCAAUCUCUAGUGUCUUAUCUCUCCCCCUUACGGUGCCAGACAGCCAACAUGCCACAUCGUACCCACCUCAAAGGUCUCCUUCCCAAAUGCCACCCACAUUAAACCCUAAGGAAGGCACAGAUGAUGCUCCCGAGACCUCACAUGGGCUGGCAGAGGGAAAAGGACAUGAGAUGGAGGCCAAUGCAGAAAGUGACACAACCGUGUUCUCAGCCACUGUGCUUUCAGGGGAUGGGGAUGCCGACCAGGCCCCUGCUGCCUACUCACACUUGCAAGACCCCCAAUAUGACUCCGACUAUUACUUGCCGGGUGACGAAGGGGUCUCUGGAAACAUGGGGUCUUCAGCCUGCCCCUGUGUUGAGACCGUUCAGGGCUCCACCCUCCUGCCCGUAGGUGUGGAAAGGAAGAUCACCUUGAUAGCACGCAACCUUCACCUCUUUCAGGAUGAAGACUAUGAGUGUGAACUGAUGAUUGAAGGACAAGCCGUGGUUGUAGAUGCAUAUGUGGAAGUGGAUGAUUUGGACAUUUCACUCUUCUAUAUCACUUGCCAGCUGCAUGAGUAUUCGUAUUCUGCUUCCCUUGAGGAGUAUAAUGUCGUGGUUCAUGUAAAGAGAAGAAAUUCUUUCCAUUUGGACAGCGCUGAGGACCUCCACGUGACCCUGUACAACUGCUCUGUGGGACGCUCUGACUGCAGCCGUUGCCGCACGGCUCACCAAAAGUAUGGCUGCGUGUGGUGCGGGGGCACCCAGGCCCGCUGUAUCUACAGGGAUACCUGCGCCAAUCAGGUCGAGUCCACCUGCCCAGCACCCCUCGUUCACUUUUUCGAGCCCUUGUCAGGUCCACUGGAAGGUGGCACCGCCAUCACCAUCACAGGGUCCAACUUGGGCCAGAAAGCCCAGGACAUCCAGCACUCUGUCACUGUAGCCGGCCUUCCCUGCUCUGUGCUCCUCAGUCGAUAUGAAGUCUCCUCCAGAAUUGUGUGUGUGACCUCAGCCAGCAUGGGGGAGAGAAGUGGACUGGUGUCAGUGGAAGUGACCAGUGGAGGGUAUGGGCUGUCUAGCCAGAAGUUCAGCUACCAGGACCCGGUGGUUAGUCGUGUGUCACCUCUGAGAGGCCCAAAAGCAGGAGGGACCUUGCUGCUCAUUACAGGAAGGAACUUGCUCACAGGUCACCUCAGCGAGGUCUGCGUGUUCGUUGGAGACGUGCCUUGCCUCAUCUCUUCUGAAGUGCAGGAGAACAGGAUUGAGUGCCGGACUGGUGUCAGCAACAGGACGGGGGAGCAUCGUGUAACGGUGCGCUACGGCAGCGCUGAGCGCCAUCUGUUGGGCAGCAGUUACCACUACACUCUAAAUCCCAACAUCACCUUUGCUGCCCCCUCCAAGAGCUUCCUGAGUGGUGGGCGGAUGAUUCAUGUAUCUGGACACAACCUGGAUGUGGUUCAAGAGCCUCACAUCUUGGUGACGGUGUCCCCGCUGGAGCAACACCACCCUACAACCAGUAGGCGGAGGAGGAGGAGCAGGGCCAGAAGAGCCGCAGAACCGGAGUCCCUCGACGCAGGUUCACUGAGGCAUCGGCGCAUUGUUCCAGAACCUGGCUGUCCCAAGGAUGUACUCUGUAUCAUGAAACAGUAUACAGAGCGCUGCCAAGUGAACACCUCCACCCUGAUCCUGUGCCCAACGCCCACCUUGGAGGCUGAGGCUCACCGUGCUCGAGUUCAGGUGGAGUUCCUCCUGGACAACCUGCGCUUUGACUUUGCCUCCGUGAGCCCAACCGCCUUCAGCUAUGAAGUCAACCCCACACUGCACCAGCUGAACCACCAUGAUCCCAGCAAGCCCUACAGAUACAAACCAGGCAGUAUCAUCUCAGUGGAGGGAGAGAACCUGGAUUUGGCAAUCUUCAAGGAGGAGGUGGUGGCUCUGAUUGGAGAGGGAGUGUGCUCUGUAAAGACUCUGACUCGAAACCACCUUUACUGCGAGCCCCCGGCCCUGCAGCCCUUGGCGGGUCCCGGGAGAAAGCGUGAUGGCACAGAUGCCCUCCCAGAGUUCAUUGUCCUGAUGGGCAACCUGAACUUCUCCUUGGGCAAGGUCCAGUACGACAUCCAAAGUCUGUCCACUUUUCCGUUGGAGGCCCAAAUUGGAGUUGGUGUUGGGGCCUCUAUUGUGGCUCUCAUUGUGCUCAUCAUCGUCCUCAUAUACAGGAGGAAGAGCAAACAAGCCCUGAGGGACUACAAGAAGGUCCAGAUUCAACUAGAGAACCUUGAGACUAGCGUGAGAGACCGCUGCAAGAAGGAAUUCACUGAUCUCAUGACAGAGAUGAUGGAUAUGUCCAGUGACCUUGUUGGCUCUGGUAUCCCCUUCCUGGAUUAUCGUAUGUACGCAGAACGGAUCUUCUUCCCUGGGCAUCGCGAGUCACCGCUUCAUCGUGAUCUAGAUGUACAGGAGUGCCGAAGGCAAACCGUAGAGCAAGGUCUGGUGCAGCUGUCCAACCUGCUCAACAGCAAACUUUUCCUCACUAAGUUCAUCCACACCCUGGAGAGCCAGAGGACCUUCUCACCCCGGGACCGUGCAUAUGUGGCCUCCCUGCUGACUGUGGCUCUGCAUGGCAAGCUGGAGUACUUCACCGACAUCCUCAGGACGCUCCUGAAUGACCUGGUGGAGCAGUAUGUGGCCAAGAACCCAAAGCUCAUGCUCCGCAGAACGGAGUCUGUGGUGGAGAAGCUCUUGACUAACUGGAUGUCUAUCUGCCUCUAUGCUUUCCUGAGGGACUCCGCAGGGGAGUCCCUCUACAUGCUGUUCCGAGCCAUCAAGCACCAGGUGGACAAGGGCCCAGUGGAUGCCAUAACAGGGAAGGCCAAAUACACCCUGAACGACAACCGCCUGCUGAGGGAUGACAUUGAGUACCACACGCUGACGCUAAAUGUGCUGAUGCAGAGUGGGUCUGGGAACGAGGCCCAGUCAGUUCCGUCCAAGGUGCUGGACUGUGACACCAUCACUCAGGUGAAGGAGAAGAUCUUGGACCAGGUGUACAAGGGAACCCCCUUCUCCCACCGGCCACACACAGAUUCCCUUGACCUUGAGUGGCGUUCAGGCGUGGCAGGCCACUUGAUCCUCUCUGAUGAAGAUCUCACAUCUGUGGUGCAGGGAAGUUGGAAACGCCUCAACACUCUGCAACACUACAAGGUGCCAGACGGAGCAACUGUGGCACUGGUUCCUCGCCUCAACAAGCACAUUCACCAUGACAGCCAUGACUAUGUUGCCGGAGAGAAGACACCAAUGCUGGAGGAUGCCGAUGAAGGUGGCGUGAAACUGUGGCAUCUGGUGAAGGCUAGUGAGGAAACAGAGUUGCCCAGGCAUCGGCGUGGCAGCCUGAAGGAGAGGGAGAGGGCCAAGGCCAUCCCAGAGAUCUACCUCACACGUCUGCUUUCCAUGAAGGGCACCUUGCAGAAAUUUGUGGAUGACCUGUUCCAAGUGGUCCUCAGCACUAGCAGGCCAGUCCCUUUAGCUGUCAAGUACUUCUUUGACCUGCUUGAUGAGCAUGCAGCACAACAUGGUAUCACUGAUCCAGAGACUAUCCAUAUAUGGAAGACCAACAGUUUGCCCUUGAGAUUCUGGAUCAACAUCAUCAAGAACCCCCAGUUCAUCUUUGACGUGCAGGCCUCGGAUAAUGUUGACGCUGUGCUAUCAGUCAUCGCUCAGACCUUCAUGGACUCCUGUACUAUUGCGGAGCACAAGCUGGGCAGGGAUUCACCAAUCAACAAGCUGCUGUAUGCAAGAGAUAUCCCGCGGUACAAACAGAUGGUGGAGAGGUACUAUGCCGAUAUCCGACAGACCAUCUCUGCAAGCGACCAGGAGAUGAACUCCGCUCUGGCUGAGCUGUCCAGAAAUUACUCAGGUGAAUUGAAUUACCUUGUGGCGCUGCACGAAUUGUAUAAAUACAUCAACAAGUACUACGACCAGAUCAUUACUGCCUUAGAGGAGGACACCACAGCCCAGAAGAUGCAGCUUGGCUACAGGCUGCAGCAAAUCGCUGCCGCUGUGGAGAACAAAGUGACAGACUUAUGACAGUGUAGAUGUCUUCAGUGCCAAGGACAGUGAGACCUCGGGAAGGGACAGGAGGCCACGUUGGAUCAGCCGUCCUCUUCUCUCCCCAAUAGGUGGCGUGCAGGAAGAGAGAGGAGCGACCCUGGAGCCUCUCUACCACCCCCUUGUAGCCACUGGCUGGAAGCCCAAUGUUUUGCCUCCUAUGUUUUGGUUCUUUUUCUUAGAACAUUAGAGAUGUUGUACAUUGUCAGUUGCACCAUGGAAAGAAACGGGGGCUGCAUGUAUAAAUUCACAUGCAAUCUUUUUCUUCCCUGACAUUCUUGGGAAGGGGGGGGAAGGGGGGGGUUGCCAAAGUGUUUCAAGCUGAUAGCUGCUUCUCAGUGGAAACAAGUAAUUGGGGACCGAACAGCAAGUGCUCUGAAGAACAUCAACAAUAAUCAGUGCUUACUUUCCACAGUGGUUCAUUUGUUUCAGUCUUGCUUGUUAUAUCUCUGAAAAGAGUUCACAAGUUACCCUCUUGAGUGUCUUAGUAUAAAGGCGCUGUGCGGCAGCACUGUUCUUGUAGUGCAUUUCCUGUUCCGCAUACACUGUUAUGCAGAGGCUGGGCAUUACAGCGCUAACAGUGCUUUCUUUGAUCCACAGUUGUCACACACUGCUGUGACAGUGAGAUACAUUUACACUGGUAAAUGGUAUUUAAUGGUCCAUUUUGGUAAGAAAAUGGGUGGUCAUUCGGGCUAAAGAAAUUGCAGUUUGACCUAGAACCAGUCUGUAUGAUCUCUUAGAUGUUGUCCUGUCUUUUUUCCCAAAUGAAUGAAACUAGUCUUAUUAUUGCAUCCAUGAGCCACGUUCUACCUCUUCUUUUUAUUAAGUGGCCUGCUACACAGUGUGCAAAUGUCUUUAAAAUGUGAGUUUCUCUUUCACGUUGUAAUGGGAAAAUGUUCUUUGGAAACUGUAAGAUGUUCCUGUCUUCCUGCUUUUGCAGUUCCUUUCUGGGUUUUUUCUUUUCUCUAGAGCAA